AUGGCGGACCGAGCCUCAACAGAAAUGAAGCCCAAGUGCACCCCCGCGGAGCUCAUGCUGAAGGUCAUCUUAAUGGGUACGCUGAGCCAUUACGAGACCCGGGGCAUGAUUGACGACAAACGCUUGGAUCAUAUGCUCUCUGCUGGGAAACAGAUUCUUUACAAGACUCACCAGGAGAGCGAUGUCAGACACGGCUUGGGCUUGUCUCCGGACAUUUGGCAAGGCCUCACAGACGUUUUCACAAAGGCAAUCCCCGUUCUAGAAUCGCAGUCAUUCAUCUGGAAAAGCCCGCCGGCCGCCAACUACGAACACUCUUCGUCGAAUCUGAUAGCCUACAACUACUUCUCGCUUGUUAAGGAUAUUGAACGCCUCAAUGAUCUCUGCACGAUCGCUCGGAAUCUUCUUGCCACGACGAAGAAGGCACAGAACAUGGCGGCUGAGAAAGGAUUCGACCAGAGGGUUCUAGCGCUGGUAGAUACCUGUGUUCGGGUGACGGCGCGGGGUUUCGACGGAGAGACGAAUGCGAGGAACGAGGAACGUUGGCAGAAAGUUGUCAACCUCUACAAGCGACUUUUGAUUACUUGCCUUCAGUUCUUGCAUAACUUCAUCAUGCACAACGAGCAACGGAAGAUGGUUCUGUGGUUGGAUCUAUUCGGGUACCAUUCUACUGGGGAUUCCAACAUCAUCCAGCCCAAGGAGCCGCUGGAUCAGGCAAGCAGCCACCCAGAGGGUUUAGCACCGAUCGUAAAGACCGGCGAGAGGAUAGUCAACCCUCCGAUCAGGGCACUGUACGACCAAACCGCGGAGGAUUUGUUGCUAGAGACGAUCUCCAACUUUCCUCGAGAACCGGCCACCAUAAAAGAGGAAGCAGCUAUGCUACUACUUGCAAACAUCAAAGAUCACAUGGAAAAGCUGCUUGGACGCGACCUGACAGCUAUUCAGGAAAUGGGCAAAGACCCUGAUCAAGUUAAAGAGAUCCGUGCCGCUCUUACUGCUAUCUUGGGUGCAAAAGUGGAUGGAUGGUCCGACCUGCAAGACCGAGCGAAGGACCUCCCACCCGCUCUUCCGGACGAUGAACCUCCUCGGAAAAAGGCUAUUCUUACCAUCGAUCGCAGCCCGACUGCUGGGUUUCCUCGGAUAUGCUGGUCAGACCUUCCAGAUCUCAACGAAUACGGCGCGCUCGCCGCUGGCGAUGCUCCAAUCGCGGAGGAAGAUACUACCAUGCCGAGGUCUUCCCAGUCGGCGGCGGAGACGCUUCAAGAAGCCAAGGAUGAGCUGAUGGCCCGACUUCAGGAGGCUUCGCAGAUGGGCGAUGAGAGAGAUCAUGAUUAUGAUGCCGGCGACGCGGGCACUGUUGGCGAUGACGACUCGCGCAGCUUAGAAGCAGUCGCCGACGGAAGCAUUGAUGAAGAGGAGGAAGAGGACGAUGAAGAUGACGACGACUACCGCGGGCGCCCAGGCGAUCAGCAGCGUGGGUUGUUGACCGAUAUCCCCCUUGUGCUGGGACCUGCUGAGAUCGAGGCUCUUCCGAUGAUCAUCCAAGCCGGUAUUGUUGACAGCUUUGGGCUUAAGGGCGGCGAACGAACUGGAUCGCGAAACAUGCAAGCUCUUCGAUGCCAUAUUCUUCUCACACAGGAGACGGGACGUAACCUGCUGCGGGAGCUUCUAAUUUUCAUUGCCGCAUGGGAUCUCCCUGAUGACGAGCUCUACUUCAAGAUGAUGGUGCAAAUUAUGGACGCCGUCCUCAAAAACGGCCUCAUGUCUCACGCCUACUCAGACUUUGGCCAGCCUAAGGACAUUAUUUCCCCUGCACAAGCGGUUGUCGUGAAGAUCCUCACGCACAUCUUCCGAGCCAAGUAUUCUCCCGCCUCAGUCACUGGCUCAGGACAGGCCAACACUACCAAGAGCCCAGCCCCCCUUUCCAGAGUCGACGUUCUCACAGUCCGCUACAUAUUCACGAUCUUCCGCGGCAACAUCAUCCCCGAGACAUGCGCCCUCAUCUAUCUCCAGGGACAGAUCCGCGCAGGCCGCGCCCUGCCAGAAGACUUCCCUCUCAAUCUGUGGGACAUGGAACGCGUCUACGAAGGUGUCUACCAGUUCCUUGAAUUCUUCGCGGUCCUGACGGAGAACAACGACUGGAAGAAUCUUCUCGUCAAGUGGGAAAUUGUCUACGAUCUCGUCACGCUCAUCAAAGAACUUGAGGCCAGUAUCCCGAAAGGCCAACUGAGCCAGUUGAAUCUCGGCCGCAACAGCCCCUCCAGGGACCAGCAGCAGAGUGCAAGCCCUGGCCCGAUCGCUGUCGAGCGACCCUAUGAUCCCAGUGACCCAGACCCUACAGAUGGCGGCACCGCGUCUCGUCCCGAGUCUCCGCCGAUCACGGAAGAUCCUUCAGAAUUUGAAUGGCGCAACCUGAAGAAACUCGUUGUGCUUGUUCUUUCCUCUCUUGUGUGGAAGUGCCCUGAAGUCCAGGAUCAGAUCCGCAAGCAUGGUGGUGUUGAGACGAUCCUGUCCUGCACAAACUUCGAUGCGCACAACCCUUAUAUCAAGGAACAUGCCGUGAUGUGCCUCAAGUUCUUGCUUGAGGGUAAUCGUGAGAACCAGAAGCUCAUUGAAGACCUCGAAGCGCGGGAAGUCCGCGAUGACCAUGGUAUGUUAGAGCAGCGAGGCCUUGAAGCCGUUAUCGAUAAAACCGGUAAGCUGGCGCUUCGGCCGCGAGACGGGCAAGGCAGCUCUUGA
Molecule: messenger RNA, 2736 nt
Organism: Aspergillus mulundensis
Lineage: Eukaryota; Fungi; Ascomycota; Eurotiomycetes; Eurotiales; Aspergillaceae
Product: Ataxin-10 homo-association domain-containing protein
Exons: 2
Coding region: 1-2736 (911 amino acids)
Cellular component (GO): cytosol
Source: RefSeq, a predicted model, not a curated record